GUGUGCUUGGAGAAGAUGGAAGAUAUCCAGUUGGCCAUGGUAGUAGCCAGGCUGUACGAGGCUGACUAUGAGAGCAGUUCCACCUGCCAAUCCAUCCUGUAUGAGAAGGUUUUGGGCUGCCAGAGGGACGGGUCAGGGUACCACUGCACCAAACUACACCCGGACCCAUUCCUACGCAGCAUAGCCUUCUGGAUCAUGAAGGACUACACCAAGGCCCUGGACACACUGCUAGAGUGCAUCCCCAAAGAGGAUGAUGAGAACCCAGAUGUGAUGGUGAAGUCGUGUAACCCAGUGGUAUUUAGUUUCUAUAACUACCUGAGGACACACCCCUUGAUCAUCCGCCGCCACUACGCGUCCCCUGAGGGUGCUGUGACAUCAUCACUAGGCCUCACCUCGGAGAAGAGCAGCGUCGACGAGAUCAACCUCAUCGAACGCAAACUCUUCUUCACCACCGCCAACGCACACUUCAAGGUGGGCUGUCCAGUGCUUGCCCUGGAGGUGCUCUCUAAGAUCCCCAAGGUGACCAAGAAGUCAGUCUCCUCGUCCCCCCUAAAUAAAGGCUCUUCCAUGGCCAACGUCAGCUCUAGCCAGCCCCUGGAGAAUGGGAACCAGGGGGCCCUGGACUGGGCCUCUCCUUCCCCAGUUAAAGCCAAUCCUGCCUGGGAUACAGAGGAGAGCUCAGCCACACUGGACUGGAGCCAGCCUCUGGUCAAAGUGGAGGACGAUGGACUCCAGCUGGACUGGGGAGAUGAUAAGAACGAUGAAGAUGAUACUGAUGGGGGUCUGACAAUGAAGAAGACUGAUGUGGAGACCAAAGCUGACGAGGGGUCUGGGGGGGUGAGACCACCUGGGCUGCAGAAAGAGGACUCUCAGGGUGAGUCUGAGGUGGACGUGAUCGCAGAGCAGCUGAAGUUCAGAGCGUGUCUGAAGAUACUGAUGACAGAGCUCAGGACGUUAGCUACGGGCUAUGAGGUGGACGGAGGGAAGCUGCGCUUUCAGCUUUACAGCUGGUUAGAGAAGGAGAUAGGGGCCAUGCACCGCAUCUGCAACUACAAGGUGACGGGGAAGGAGGAGAGCCAGGAGCUGGAGAGAUGGGAGGAUGGAGGAGGAGUAGAGGACGUGUUUGAGGAGUCCCUGGGGUGGCGGGGGUACGGAGGCGGGGGCGUAUGA
Messenger RNA from Oncorhynchus masou masou (cherry salmon), 1170 nucleotides. RefSeq names its product dmX-like protein 2. Gene Ontology annotation, cellular component: RAVE complex. Gene Ontology annotation, biological process: vacuolar acidification. The transcript is spliced from 5 exons. NCBI's taxonomy places the organism in Eukaryota, Metazoa, Chordata, Actinopteri, Salmoniformes, Salmonidae. The record is from RefSeq and is a predicted model, not a curated record. The annotation marks the transcript as partial.